AAAGCGUGGGAUGAUCGCUACUAUUCCUCCGAAGCAGUCGGGACGGCGAGGUCAGCCACUCAUCCGUUACCAUUGUAUUGCUGGGGUGCGAUUGCGUGUUCUCGUUCCUGAAUCCUGAGGCUCCGCUGCGUUCCGCGAAUGGAUGCAGGAUUCAGGAUGUCGAAGUUAAACGCGCGUAUGAAGUCGAAACGGCUAUCUAGCCUCUAUGACUCAUACAGGGACAUCGUGGGACACGACGCGGAGACUGCACGCGGGAGAAACAUGCCGGCAGUUGAUGUAGGAUUGAUGGGUGUUUCGAUGGGCGAUGCAAUUGCUGUCCCUCGAGAGUUCAACUUCCGAUAGUCCUUGUUGAUACAUGCGCAGCCAAUCGGUAAUGUAC
Macroventuria anomochaeta is the source of this 379-nucleotide messenger RNA. RefSeq lists its product as uncharacterized. The record is from RefSeq and is a predicted model, not a curated record. Bases 157 to 342 code for a protein of 61 amino acids. The transcript has a single exon. Lineage: Eukaryota; Fungi; Ascomycota; Dothideomycetes; Pleosporales; Didymellaceae.